Molecule: messenger RNA, 1047 nt
Organism: Teleopsis dalmanni
Lineage: Eukaryota; Metazoa; Arthropoda; Insecta; Diptera; Diopsidae
Product: putative mediator of RNA polymerase II transcription subunit 17
Exons: 2
Coding region: 51-998 (315 amino acids)
Source: RefSeq, a predicted model, not a curated record
CCUCUCGCACUUCACAAAGUGUACAUCAAAGCAAACCAAUUAAGCAAAAGAUGCGUGUUUUUGUUGUGCUAGCUCUUAUCGCACUUGCCCGCGCUGAUGUUGGCGGUUACAACUAUGGACCAUCAUCAGGCGGUUCAAUUGGCGGCGGUUCCAUUGGUGGUGGCUCGAUUGGCGGUGGUUCAAUUGGCGGUGGUUCUAUUGGCGGCGGAGAUAUAGGUGGAGGUUUCAUUAGUGGUGGAAGCUCUUUCGAUGGAGGUAUUGGCGGUGGUGAUAGUGGCUCAAUUGGCGGCGGUUCCAUUGGCGGUGGUUCCAUUGGCGGUGGCUCAAUUGGCGGUGGUUCAAUUGGUGGUGGCUCAAUUGGCGGUGGUUCAAUCGGUGGUGGUUCAUUCGGUCCAGCUCAAGGUGAAUUAGUUAAAGAAUUCUACUCAUUUGAUGCUCCAGAAGGUGAAUUUGAAGAUCACAGCCCAUUGGGUGAUCUCUCCUCAUCACUUAAAAAGAACUUACGUGUUAUCUUCAUUCGUGCACCUGAAAACAAUGGUCUCUCCAACGCUGCUCUUAACUUGGCUAAAUCAGCUGGUGACAGCAGAACCGCCAUUUAUGUACUUACAAAACAAGGUGAUGUUUCAGAUUUGGCUAAGAAUCUCCAAAACAUCAACAAUCAAAAUGCCAACAAACCAGAAGUACACUUCGUCAAAUACCGCACACCUGAAGAUGCUGCCAAUGCUCAACGUACCAUUCAACAGCAAUACGAUAAUUUGGGUGGUGUUUCCCACUCUCAUAAUGGUGGUGUUGCUCCAGUUUUGGACUUCGCUUCCAAGGCACAACAACAUGGCGGAAAUAAUGGCGGUAUUGGUGCUACAGUCGUUGGCGGUGGUGCAGGUGGUUAUGAAAAUAGUCCAGCACCAGCUCCAGCUCCAGUUCCAGCUCCAGCACCAGUCAGCAGCUACAUUCCACCAGCUGCACCCAGCAACACAUACUUGCCCCUUAUUAAAUACUAGGAAACGCUCACGCAUCUCAAAAUUGAUUAGUUUUGUGAACUGUUUUUAA